AGAAAAUUAAUAAUUAAUUAUUGAGUUGAAAUGAAUGGAAUGAAAAUGAAUGAGAACGAGGCAAAACGAGUGCGAGAACGCAGUGCAAAUUUUACUGCCGAUGAGAAGAUACUAUUACUUAAUUUGAUAUCCAAACAUAAGUCCGUCAUAGAAUGCAAAAAAACUGACCAAAUUACCUCAAAAGAAAAAGAUUUGGCUUGGGAUAACAUCCAAAACGAGUUUCAAAUGUGUAGUAAGGUGUAUCGAACGAAGGAGAGCAUAAAGAAAUUUUACGAGAAUAAGAAACGAGACACACGGAAAGCAGCAGCUGCAGAUCGUGCGGAAAAAUUCAAAACCGGUGGAGGACAGAUUGAAGAUACUUUAAAAUUCUCUGAUCCUACCCUGGAGUUAACCAUGGCCAUCAUGAAUAAAAAGUCUGUGAGUGGAUUACAUAAUCCAUUUGAUGAUGAUUUAAGCGAAGAAAAUGUUAAUGUUGGAGAUGCCCUUAACCUUAACAAUGAUGAACUACUAUUUGUAUUUGAAGAACAUAAAGAAAUGGCAGAACAAAGCCCACCAUCAACCCCAAAUGAAACUCCUGUUUCAUCAGCACGAAAAAGAAUUCAUGAAAAAGACGACUGGGCAUCUUAUAAAGCUGUAGAUUUAAAGAAGCAAACGAGUUGUAAAUUACGGCAGCCAAAAGCAAAUUGGACAUCUCGUCGUAGACCUGUGGUCACGGAAUCUGGUAACCUGGCACUUCAAUAUGAAAAAUUGGCUGAAGUGAAAGCAGAAAUUGCCAAUGAGCAGUUGACUUCCAUAAAGGAAGAAAAAACUGAACGAGGUUUGAAAUUGGAAAUUUUGAAAUUGGAAAAGGAACAGAAAUUGUUAAAAUUUAAGCAACUUAAAGAAGAAAUAGAAUUGAAAAACCAAUCAUUUCAACUUGAUAUCCAAUCUAAACAGUUGGACAUUGAAAUUAAAAAGCUUCAGCUGGAGUAUUUUUCAAAAAAAGCAACUUAA
Photinus pyralis (common eastern firefly) is the source of this 993-nucleotide messenger RNA. RefSeq lists its product as uncharacterized. Lineage: Eukaryota; Metazoa; Arthropoda; Insecta; Coleoptera; Lampyridae. The record is from RefSeq and is a predicted model, not a curated record. The transcript is spliced from 3 exons. The coding region runs from base 31 to 993 and encodes 320 amino acids.